Molecule: messenger RNA, 930 nt
Organism: Triticum aestivum (bread wheat)
Lineage: Eukaryota; Viridiplantae; Streptophyta; Magnoliopsida; Poales; Poaceae
Product: universal stress protein PHOS34
Exons: 4
Coding region: 107-616 (169 amino acids)
Source: RefSeq, a predicted model, not a curated record
AGUACACGCCGCUGCCCUUCCAUUCCAUUCCAUUCCAGACCCGUCGAGAGACCGCGCGGACUGUGUAGCGUGUCGCGGGAGAGAAGCCCAAAGCUUUGGCGGAGCCAUGGCGGAGGAAACCGGAGCGACGGCGGCUUCAGGGUCGGCAGCGGGCAAGAUGACGAUGGUGGUCGGGGUGGACGAGAGCGAGCACAGCUACUACGCGCUGCAGUGGACGCUCCUCCACUUCUUCUCCCCGGGCCAGCAGCAGCAGUACCGCCUCGUCGUCGUCACAGCCAAGCCCACCGCCGCGUCCGCCGUCGGCCUCGCCGGACCAGGUGCCGCAGAGGUGCUGCCGUUCGUUGAGGCGGACCUGAAGCGGAGCUCGCUGCGCGUCAUCGACAAGGCCAAGGAGCUCUGCGCGCAGGUGAGCGAUGCUGUCUUUGAAGUGGUGGAAGGGGAUGCGAGGAACGUCCUCUGCGAGGCGGUCGAAAGGCAUCACGCAGAGAUGUUGGUUGUGGGCAACCAUGGCUAUGGAGCAAUCAAAAGGGCUGUUCUUGGAAGUGUGAGCGAUUACUGCACCCACCACGCGCACUGUACUGUGAUGAUUGUGAAGAAACCAAAGCACAAGCACUGAGCAACGCCCAGCUCAGUGAUUAGUAUUUGAGCUUUCGUGUGUAUAGCCAAUGUGUGCAUGUUUGUGAAUAAAUGGAUCGCGGAUGUCACAAUUCACAACUUCAGAGUAGCGAACUCCUGCAAGUGGCCCACAAUAUCCUACAUGUGGAUUCUUGAUUGAGAUGGUGAAUAACUGAUGACGUGCCUCAUCAGAACAGUGUUAUUUGUGAUGCAGAUGCAUCAAUUGCACGAAUGUUGUAUGUAUAUGUAAUCAAGACUGCAAGUUCCUUGCAGUGGACACGUGUGUUUGCUUCUUAUCGAAGUGUGAUUUGUAAA